AGCUCCAUAGUGCGGAGAGUGUCUUCAUACACGCCAAAGCGAUUAGACGACAACUUUAGCGAAGGGGGAGUGCAUCCACGCUCAUUUUUUUCCCUCCAAGGAUUUGACUACCUGGGAUCACCUUACACUUUGGCUAGAGAUAGACAGCAACUCUUCAAGAAGACGUUUCAGCUUUAUGGAUUGUAGGCAACACGUCCAGAAUUUAUCCGUCAGGUGCCUGUUUAAGAAACAAGACCCAGAGAAAGCGUUACCUGAGUGCAGCUUAACGUUUUUUAAAGGAUUAGAAAAGGAGGAGAUCUUCACAUUGCUCUUGGGUUUUAAAAAGUCUUCCUUUGGAUACAGUUGUCUUUUUUUCUGAAUGCAUGUUUUCCUAAGUGGGAGUAGAAGGCUAGCAGCAACACAAAGGGUACUGCCAACUUUCUGUUGAAACCAGACUUUCAAAGACCAUGGCUGCUGCUAGCUUGUGUUUGGCAAUCCACUUCCUGGCUGUCUGGAUCUCGGGGUCCUGUAAUCCAAUACUUUCAGCUCCCCGAGUGCAGCUAACGUUUAAAGAUCUAAAGUCCACUGGGACUGCACAGCAUUUCUCAUUCUUCCUGAACACAACUGACUAUCGGAUAUUACGCAUGGAUGAGGACCAUGACAGGAUGUAUGUUGGGAGUAAGGACUACAUCUUAUCUUUGGACCUGCAUGACAUCAACAAGGAACCACUUAUAAUCCACUGGCCGGUUUCUCAGCAAAGGAGGGACGAAUGUGUUUUGUCGGGUAAAGACACCAAUGGGGAGUGUGGCAACUUUAUUCGCCUGAUUGAGCCAUGGAAUCGAACCCAUUUGUAUGUCUGUGGUACAGGAGCCUACAACCCCGUAUGCACAUAUGUCAAUCGAGGCCGGAGGCCGCAGGCCCCCCUACACCUGCAGAUGCCCCAACCGGGAGGGAGGGCCAGCAGAGCCGCUGACAGCACCACCACCGCUCUGCCAAUGGAUCACAAGGAAUACAUCUUCUACUUGGAGCCAGGAAAAGUGGAAUCUGGGAAAGGGAAGUGUUCCUAUGACCCCAAACUCAACAGCGUGUCCGCCUUAAUCAAUGGAGAACUCUACGCUGGUGUGUACAUCGACUUCAUGGGAACAGAUGCAGCGAUUUUCCGUACGAUGGGGAAGCAGACGGCUAUGAGGACCGACCAGUACAACUCCCGAUGGCUUAACGAUCCACAGUUUGUUCAUGCUCAGUUAAUCCCAGACAGCGCAGAGAGGAAUGAUGACAAACUCUAUUUUUUCUUCCGAGAAAAGUCUUCGGAUGCAGGUCAGAGUCCGGUGGCUCAUUCCAGGAUUGGACGAAUUUGUCUGAAUGAUGAUGGCGGUCACUGCUGUCUGGUGAAUAAAUGGAGUACUUUCUUAAAAGCUCGGCUUAUCUGCUCUGUUCCUGGGCCAGAUGGAAUCGAGACACAUUUCGAUGAAUUGCAGGAUGUUUAUAUACAGCAAACGCAGGACAUCAAAAACCCUGUCAUUUAUGCAGUAUUUUCUACCUCAGGGUCUGUAUUUAAAGGAUCAGCUGUGUGCGUCUAUUCUAUGGCUGACAUCCGAAUGGUGUUUAAUGGACCUUUUGCACAUAAGGAGGGACCCAACUACCAGUGGGUUCCUUACUCAGGCAAGAUCCCUUAUCCCCGCCCUGGCACGUGCCCAGGAGGUACUUUCACCCCCAACAUGAAAUCCACAAAGGAUUACCCUGACGAAGUGAUAAACUUCAUGAGGAACCAUCCCACCAUGUACAAUGCUGUAUAUCCAGUGCACAGGCGCCCUCUUGUGGUACGGACCAAUGUCAACUAUGAGUUCACCACCAUCACGGUCGACCAGGUGGAUGCAGCAGAUGGCCGCUAUGAAGUGCUUUUCCUGGGAACAGACAAAGGCACAGUUCAGAAGGUGAUUGUCCUUCCAAAAGAUGACAUGGAAACAGAAGAGCUUAUUUUGGAAGAAGUGGAGGUUUUCAAGGUUCCCAUUCCAAUUACAACGAUGAAACUUUCCUCCAAAAGGCAACAGCUCUACGUGGCCUCUGCACUAGGAGUUACGCACUUGGCGCUGCAUCGCUGUGACAUCUAUGGAGAGGCAUGUGCUGACUGCUGCUUGGCACGCGACCCCUAUUGUGCCUGGGAUGGCAAGUCAUGCUCACGGUACUCUGCAUCCUCAAAAAGACGAAGUAGAAGACAAGAUGUGAGGCAUGGUAAUCCCAUGAGGCAAUGCCGAGGCUAUAAUUCUAAUGCUAACAAAAAUACUUUAGAGAUGGUUCAAUAUGGAGUGGAGGGGAGCAGCACCUUCCUAGAAUGCCAAGCAAGGUCCCCACAAGCCUCCCUAAAAUGGCAUCAUCAAAAAGACAACAGCGAUCGGAAAAAAGAGAUGAGAACAGAUGACCGUGUGUUAAAAACCGAUCAAGGCCUCCUUAUCCGUUCUUUGCAGUCAUCAGAUGCAGGAACCUACCUUUGCACAGCCACGGAAAACAAUUUUAAGCACACCUUAGUUCGCCUUCAGCUUCUCGUGCUGUCUAGUUCAGCGGUCAACGCCGUGCUGGCAGAGUCGAGUGCACCAUACGUGGCCGCGCUCCAGUCCAGUCCUCGGACUCCCACUACUGGACAAUAUAAGGACCUGCUGCAGAUUCUCAGCCAGCCCGAGAUGGGACUCAUCAACCAGUACUGUGAGGACUAUUGGCAGCUAGGUGGAGCCAUUCCAAAGGAACCACUGCUGGGCGCCAUAAAAGGAAAAGAACUUAAAGAACUCAAGGAACAAAAGAAACCUCGGAAUCGGAGGAAUCACGUGGAAGAGACUGGAGGGCAACAGACAUGAGGGAGGAGGAGGAGGAGAGUGAGAAAAAGACUGAAAAGAAAAAUCAUAACAAGAAACGCAACUAAAAAGUUAUUCCGAACUGACAUUGAUCUCUUUAACAGUUUAAGAAACAACACAGUAUUUAUUGUAGGUUGUACAUACUAUGAUUCGGUGGAUUUCUUUGUACUUAAAUAGGAGAGGCUCUUUGUGUAUAGAUACCUUCUGGGCAAAUAUUAUUAUAAUUAUUAUAAAAAUGA
Polypterus senegalus (gray bichir) is the source of this 3064-nucleotide messenger RNA. Its product is annotated as semaphorin-3F-like. The transcript has 19 exons. The record is from RefSeq and is a predicted model, not a curated record. Lineage: Eukaryota; Metazoa; Chordata; Cladistia; Polypteriformes; Polypteridae. The coding region runs from base 447 to 2828 and encodes 793 amino acids. Gene Ontology annotation, biological process: negative chemotaxis; positive regulation of cell migration; axon guidance. Gene Ontology annotation, molecular function: semaphorin receptor binding; chemorepellent activity.